Molecule: messenger RNA, 2814 nt
Organism: Exophiala spinifera
Lineage: Eukaryota; Fungi; Ascomycota; Eurotiomycetes; Chaetothyriales; Herpotrichiellaceae
Exons: 2
Coding region: 1-2814 (937 amino acids)
Biological process (GO): regulation of Rab protein signal transduction
Cellular component (GO): cytoplasmic vesicle
Source: RefSeq, a predicted model, not a curated record
AUGACUUCUAUGGCGCGACCACAGACUCGCGAGACGAACCGUCCGGUUACAAGAGAGCAAAUCGUCGACAACACCAUGGUUCCAAGCAGAACCUCUUCUCUGCACUCACGGAUUACACAGCCUCUGCCGUCGACGCUGGCCAAGUCGAAUAAUAGGCCUACCCCCAAAACACUGACACAUGCGUACAUGGUGUGUGGUGUGGGACGAGAACCAUCGCAAUGGGUCAAAGCGCCUGCCCCGUCUUUUGGGAAGAUACAACACAUGAAGGGAGCAGUCGGCCAAUUUUGGCUUCCCGAAAUUUUGGGGAGCAGUCCACGCCUAGAGAGCGACAACGAGAUCGCUAGAGCUCUGCACAGCGCAAUGAGGGCAUGUUUCCCCCACGAUGUUGAAAUCUGUACUGGACGCAGCCAGCCACACUGUGUCCACCAUUCUUUUGUUUUACAGCAAGAUUCACAGCAUACCCUCUAUGGCAUCGCUCUCCGAGUCUGGUCUCGAGCAGAUGAAAAGCGCGCCGAGACUAUUCGCGACCUCCGGCGGAAGACCGAACCAGACUUCAGAGAUGUAGCUGACGAGACCUACUGGAUCCCGUACUGCUUGAGCUUCUUGUCCAGGUACCCAUUGUACAACCUCCUGGGUGACUACCUGCGAGGAAUGUGGAUUCAUUGGAACAAGGCCACCAACUUGUUCCAUGCUGAGGAGGUCUCCCGCAUUCUCAGCUUCCCAGCACCACGACUCAACGAUCUCGUUCGGAUUGACAUGAAGGACUAUGCCCUCUGUUAUCAGUUCCCCUCUUCACCCACGGGUUUCCAAAACUUCGCCAUGUGGCCUCUCUUCAGCUGCUUGACAAUCCCCAACGUUGUCGGUCUUAUCGAGGCCGCUGUGUCUCCUACUCGACGGAUCAUCCUAACCAGUCAUCACCCUGCGAUGCUUACCAUUGCUGCAGAAACCAUCAGAUUUUGUGUUCGAGUGUAUGAAUGGAGCGGACUCUACGUGCCAGUCGUUCAUGCCAGGAAUGUCAGCGAAAUGGUGCAAGAACCUGGUCCGUAUAUCCUGGGUAUCACGACAGAAUGCCGAUCACUGUUCCAGCCACCCAAGGAUGCUCUACUAGUCGACCUUGACCGCAAUCUAGUCAUUACGGACCACCCACCGAAUGUUCUCACCGCCGGUCAGCGUACCAAGUUCAUCAAUCGACUGACCCAAGCCUUGAACAGCGAUGUGGAAAUCACCGGUGUACCACAGCACCUUAAAUCUGCCUAUGGAGGCGGCAAGCUCAUUCCUGCUGGUCAGAUCAUUGUCCUUCGUGGUGAAGUUGAAAGCGUCCAAGAUCCUUCGUGGUGGAAUCAAGAUGCCAUCAUGGCGGUCAUGGAUCACGUCUGUGAGAAGUUGGGCCGCAACACUGGUGUCAAGGCGUUGUUCAAUGGCUCGAUGAAAAAGCCACUUAUGACGAAGAUCUCGAUGAGACACAUGAACGAAAUUGUGCGCGAACGUAACCAAUACUCCCGCGACGCCCUGGAGGCUUGGCAAGACUUUAUCAAUCUGAAAGGACGCAUGGAUACCGAGCUUGCAAAGGUUGCCAAACGGAACAACUAUCUCGAACAAGAGGUUGAGACUUGGAAACUUCAAUUCCAAAAGUUCCAAGCGUUCGUCGAGUCCCUCAACAAGGAGUUGGCUGAGCUGCGCGUCAAGAUCGAAUCCCACAAGCGUGAGAACCGCAGACUCACCGGCCUUAUUGACCAACAGAAAGACGAUGCUGCUCGUCUGACUCUCCGGUUAUCUGGCACCGAGCGACAGCGUGACAAUGCGCUCGAGGCUCUUGUCCUUCAACAAGGUAUUGCGGAGGAUCUAGAAAAGGAGCGUUCUCGCAACCGGAAAGAGAUCGCCGCCCUCCAGCAUACCAACCAGACUCUCCAGAGACAACGAGACGAAGCUCAACGAGUGGUCCUCCAUCUCCGCUCCCUCAUCACCGGUCAAACUCAUCACAUGGAACACAUUGUUCGAUCGAUCGGUUCUGCUUCCGAACUGGCCGACUACAUCCAUGAGGGAUACGAGGACGAAGAGGAAGACUACGAGGAGAACGAAGCAGAGGACACAGUUGAAGAGCUCAGUGACAAGCUCCGAAAUGUCACCAGCCGUUCUUCGAAGCGUGCUUCUCGUGUGGUAUCUGCCGAUGGCCAGGACGUCACUCCUCAAAUGGAGAACAAGCUCCUCGCAUCCAGCAAGCGCCUCAGCAAACGAUUCUCUGGACUCAGCAUGUCCGACGUCGCCGAUCGCCAUCUCCGCGACAAGACCGACGCCAUUGCCGACAUCAUCCGCAACAUCAGUGAGCAAUGUGCCGCUGCCGUGGAAGGUCUACAACUUGCCAAUGAGGCCGCCGAGGUCGAAGGCGAAGAGGAAGACCAGGAUCAGGGUGAACAUUCUGAAUCUGGCAUUUCUCCUUCCGUAAGCCACUCUCGCGAGGACAGUGGCAAUCUGUCACCGGUCGAGCAGCUCGCCACCGACUCGCGCACGGGAACUGGCCAUUUGACGCCCCAGAGUGAGCGCAGCUCAAUUCCUCCUACGCCAGACCUAGUGCACCAGCGAUCCAGCACCGCCUUGAGCAUGGCCAGCACGGCGCCUACAAACUACACGGCUCGCGAGAGUCUGAACCAGCAUACCCGAGGUCUGGACAGGACAAAGAUCGUGGAAGACGAGGACGCCGAGCGUGCACACGCCGCCGCCGUCAUCGGCGGAGGCAGCCUCAAGGGAGACGACGAAAACAUCAAGCAGCCCGCUUCCGGUCGCGGUGCGGUCUUGAGCCGUGUGAUCGAAGCAUGA